UCCGGCUGAGUCGCAGAGCCCUGCAUGGUCAUGCAACUGCGGACUGGACAAUGCUGAGCUUAUCUCCAGGACUGACGUCCAAAGAGAUCCUUCAACGUUUCAAAAAACUGUUGGUGGUUGAGUGCAUGGUUCUCCACUGAUAUGUCGCAAGCCAUAUCCCAACGAGCUUGGUGGCUGCCGCAUUUAUGGGGUAGAUGCGUGCGCACAUCUGUGCGUCUCCAGGGUGUUCCUUCUGGCAACCGCGGCCGACACGCGCUGCUUCUGCAUUACGUGCCACGCGGUCUUUACUGAGUCGUUUCACGGGCAGCUUCUCGCUCGAUAGCGCCCAGGCCAAAGUGAGGGGUUCACGAGUCGUGAAGCUCGUUAACCGCGCUCAAUUUGAUAUCAAGAUAACGGCAAAUUGCGCUUACCGUUCCUGCAGCCUGUCGACAUCACGAUGCCCUCCGUAAGGGUUGCGUGCUGAACCUUGAAGGUGAGCCGUG
Messenger RNA from Didymella exigua CBS 183.55, 482 nucleotides. RefSeq lists its product as uncharacterized. The transcript has a single exon. Lineage: Eukaryota; Fungi; Ascomycota; Dothideomycetes; Pleosporales; Didymellaceae. The record is from RefSeq and is a predicted model, not a curated record. Bases 195 to 449 code for a protein of 84 amino acids.